Closterium sp. NIES-65 is the source of this 1206-nucleotide messenger RNA. The record is from the annotation of a GenBank genome assembly. NCBI's taxonomy places the organism in Eukaryota, Viridiplantae, Streptophyta, Zygnematophyceae, Desmidiales, Closteriaceae.
AUGCGUCCCAUGCGACUGGACGUGGACGUGGACGUGGACGUGGACGUGGACGUGGACGUAGACGUGGACGUGGACGUGGACGUGGACGUGGACCUGGACAUGGACGUGGACGUGGACGUGGACGUGGACGUGGACGUGGACAUGGACAUGGACGUGGACUUGGACGUGGACGUGGACGUGGACAUGGACGUAGACGUGGACGUGGACGUGGACAUGGACGUGGACGUGGACGUGGACGUGGACAUGGACGUGGACGUGGACGUGGACAUGGACGUGGACAUGGACGUGGACGUGGACAUGGACGUGGACGUGGACGUGGACGUGGACGUGGACGUGGACGUGGACAUGGACGUGGACGUGGACAUGGACGUGGACGUGGACGUGGACAUGGACGUGGACGUGGACAUGGACGUGGACGUGGACGUGGACAUGGACAUGAACGUGGACGUGGACGUGGACGUGGACGUGGACGUGGACGUGGACAUGGACAUGGACAUGGACGUGGACAUGGACGUGGACAUGGACGUGGACAUGGACGUGGACGUGGACAUGGACGUGGACAUGGACGUGGACAUGGACGUGGACGUAGACGUGGACGUGGACGUGGACGUGGACGUGGACGUGGACAUGGACGUGGACGUGGACGUGGACGUAGAAAUGGACGUGGACGUGGACGUGGACAUGGACGUGGACGUAGACGUGGACGUGGACGUGGACGUGGAUGUGGACGUGGACGUUGACAUGGACGUGGACAUGGACAUGGACGUGGACGUGGACGUGGACGUAGACAUGGACGUGGACGUGGACGUGGACAUGGACGUGGACAUGAACGUGGACAUGGACGUGGACGUGGACAUGGACAUGGACGUGGACGUGGACGUGGACAUGGACGUGGACGUGGACAUGGACGUGGACUGGACGUGGACGUGGACGUGGACGUGGACGUGGACGUGGACAUGGACAUGGACGUGGACGUGGACGUGGACGUGGACGUGGACGUGGACGUGGACGUGGACGUGGACAUGGACGUGGACGUGGACGUGGACGUGGACGUGGACAUGGACGUGGACAUGGACGUGGACAUGGACAUGGACGUGGACAUGGACAUGGACGUGGACGUGGACGUGGACGUGGACGUGGACGUGGACGUGGACGUGGACGUGGACGUGGACGUGGACGUGGACAUGGACGUGGACAUGGACGUGA